CCCCUCCUAUCUUGACGAAGUCGACAAUCUCCAGUAUCCAUUUCAGUAGAAAAAGAAAGGGACGCAAAGUACUUGCGAAUUAUUCCAUGCUUUUAUUCAUUUUGGACUAAACCUGUUACAACCCACAUCAUGUCCUUGACGGAGCUGUCAGCCCCAGAAAUUGCAAAGAGUGCAUCUGUAGCGUCACGCCGCCUAGCUACCCUCUCUGAAGAAUCCCGCAACAAUGCGCUGACUAUACUGCACACGGCAUUAUCGGAGAACCGGGACUAUAUUCUACAGGCUAAUUCUAGAGAUGUUUUCUCGGCAAGUCAGGCUGCUGCAAAUGGCGAACUCAACCAGAGUGUAUUGAAAAGGCUUGAUUUGUCACGUCCUGGAAAGUAUGAAGAUAUGUUACAGGGAAUCCUAAGUGUCAGGAGCCUUGAAGACCCAGUGGGCAGGCUGGGUAUGAGGACCCUACUGGAUGAUGGUCUUGUUCUGGAACGAGUUAGCUGUCCAUUAGGGGUUCUUCUUAUAAUAUUUGAGGCACGUCCAGAAGUCAUCGCCAAUAUUGCUGCUCUGUCUAUUAAAUCGGCGAAUGCUGCCAUUCUCAAAGGAGGGAAAGAGUCCUCAGAAUCAUUUACCGCCAUAGCUGAGGUGAUAUCAACAGCAUUGUCAAAGACGGAUAUUCCUAUCCCAGCUAUCCAGCUCGUUAAAACUCGCGAUGCUGUGUCUUCACUACUCGCACAAGACAAGUUGAUUGACUUGGUUAUUCCUCGUGGUUCCAAUGAUCUAGUUCGAUAUGUCCAGGAGAACACAAAGAUACCCGUUCUUGGCCAUGCAGACGGGCUUUGUACCGCAUAUAUUCACCUUGACGCUAACCUCGAAACUGCAGUUAGAGUUAUCGUUGACUCAAAGACCGAUUACCCAGCUGCUUGCAAUGCUCUCGAAACCCUUCUCGUGCACGAGAAAGCCCUAGACAGCAUUCUUCCUUCCGUGGCCGAGGCUUUACUUGCAAAAGGGGUUUCUCUUCGUUGUGACGAGACUUCUAAGGCAGCACUGACAAAAAGCCUCCCUCCAGCUAAAGCAGUUCUUUUGCAAGAAUCGUCGGACGGAGAUUAUGAUACCGAGUUUCUGGAUCUUGUUCUAGCCGUGAAGACGGUAUCAUCCCAAGCUUCGGAGGUGCUGGCCGUAGAAUCAGCUAUUACUCAUAUCAACGCCCAUUCCUCCAAGCACACCGACAUUAUUAUUACAUCUUCAAAAGAAAUCGCCGAAACUUUUAUGGCUAGUGUGGAUAGCGCCGGGGUCUAUUGGAAUGCUUCUACUCGGUUUGCAGACGGAAUGAGGUAUGGAUUUGGUACGGAGGUUGGGAUCAGUACAAACAAAAUCCACAGCAGAGGUCCGGUCGGUCUAGAGGGCCUCACCAUUUACAAGUAUCUGAUUAAAGGCGACGGUCACAUCGCAGCUGAUUAUUCCGGCUUGCCUGGAGGAAAGGAGUGGAAACAUAAAACAUUGCCAAUCACACAUUGAGUGACAUUUACUACCAGACUUCAAAAUACACCAGUCAAAAGUUAAUGAUAAAAGUCUUGAUGAACAUCUCGCAUUAACCGUAUUGAGCCCAAGGCAAAUAAAAUUUUUAAUUCAUUUGAGAGACUUCGCCCUCGCACUGCGCCAUCAUAGCAGAAACUAAUUUUAAUCGGCCUGAAAACUUGAUCUGCAGGUUUGGGUACAAGCACAGGCGAAAAUAGCUUAUCGAUUUCAUGUGACAGUAUAAUCGUCCGAGUGAACCUCCAUUGGUGAUAACCUCAGACCUUGAAACCACGAGACCGUCUGCGUCCACGAGCCCUUUCAAACUUGCGGCCCUUGCUUCGUACGUACGGUUUCUAAAAAAAAA
This is a messenger RNA of Talaromyces proteolyticus, 1870 nucleotides long. Its product is annotated as gamma-glutamyl phosphate reductase. NCBI's taxonomy places the organism in Eukaryota, Fungi, Ascomycota, Eurotiomycetes, Eurotiales, Trichocomaceae. The record is from RefSeq and is a predicted model, not a curated record. Gene Ontology annotation, molecular function: NADP binding; glutamate-5-semialdehyde dehydrogenase (NADP+) activity. The transcript is spliced from 3 exons. The coding region runs from base 130 to 1506 and encodes 458 amino acids.